This is a messenger RNA of Fragaria vesca subsp. vesca, 2814 nucleotides long. Its product is annotated as anaphase-promoting complex subunit 2-like. Gene Ontology annotation, cellular component: anaphase-promoting complex. NCBI's taxonomy places the organism in Eukaryota, Viridiplantae, Streptophyta, Magnoliopsida, Rosales, Rosaceae. The record is from RefSeq and is a predicted model, not a curated record. The transcript is spliced from 13 exons. The coding region runs from base 1 to 2460 and encodes 819 amino acids. Gene Ontology annotation, molecular function: ubiquitin protein ligase binding. Gene Ontology annotation, biological process: ubiquitin-dependent protein catabolic process.
AUGGAGCUUGCCAAUCUCGACACUCUCACCGAAACCUCCCUCCACGAAAUCGCCCAAAGCUACUCCGCCUUCUGCGCCGCCACCGAAACCCUCCUCAACGGCGCCGGAGACCUCUCGGCGGGCCCGCAACUCACUUCUCACGUCCACCGCCUCUGCCACCACGGUCUCCAAUCUCUCGUCCGCGACCACUUCCUCGCCGCGCUCGAGAGCACCUUCGAGACCAACGGCGCCUCCAAAUUCUGGCGCCAUUUCCACCCACACGACGACGUUUCGGUCGGAGAGCAAGUUCUCUGCAGCGCCUUGGAGGAAAUCUCUCUGGAAAAGCAGUACCAGGAGAAGUGCUUGCUCCUGCUGGUUCAUGCUUUACAGACUUAUGGCCAUGACUCCGAUGACGUCAGCCGGGAGCUCUUUGCUAAGUAUCAGUUAUCAGUCUCCUCGGUUCUUAUGGCCACUCUUCCUCGGCAAUUUCCAGAGAUACUCAACUGGUACUUUAAGGGAAGGUUGGAGGAACUGAGUACUAUAAUGGCUGGAGACGAACCUCGUGACGAUGAGGAUGAAGAUGAGAGGGACGAUAUGGAGUUGGAUGAGAAAUGUAGAGUGUCAUACAGGAGUGGACAAAUGGAGAUUGAUGAAUGUUAUCCCCAAGGGAGGUUCUUUGAUAAUAAUAAGUUGGUCAACAACAUAGGGCGGGUUGUACAUGAUUUGAGGAGUCUUGGAUUCACAUCUAUGACUGAAGAUGCUUACGCAUCUGCUAUCUUUUUGUUUCUUAAGGACAAAGUUCAUGACCUUGCUGGUGAUGAUUAUCGGAUUUCUGUUUUGGAUUCUAUUAAGGGAUGGAUACAGGCAGUGCCUCUUCAGUUCUUACAUGCUCUACUUGCUUAUCUCGGUGAUUCUGUUAGUUAUGAAAGUGCAUCAUCUGGUCUCAAGUCACCUUUGGCUAAAUGCCCUACUUCAUUCUAUCCUGGAAUUGAUACUCCAUCUGAAGGUCUUGUUAGGUGGCAGUUGCGACUAGAGUAUUUCGCUUAUGAAACAUUGCAAGAUCUGAGAAUAGCAAAAUUAUUUGAGAUUAUUGUGGAUUAUCCUGACAGCUCUCCUGCUAUUGAAGAUUUGAAACAGUGUCUUGAGUACACUGGUCAACAUUCUAAGCUUGUGGAGUCAUUUAUUUCGGCACUACAAUAUCGCUUGCUGACUGCAGGUGCCUCAACAAAUGACAUUUUGCAUCAAUAUGUUUCAACGAUCAAGGCACUCCGGACAAUAGAUCCAGCAGGUGUGUUCCUUGAAGCAGUGGGUGAGCCAAUAAGGGACUAUUUAAGGGGAAGGAAAGACACCAUAAAGUGCAUUGUGACCAUGCUUACCGAUGGGACUGGUGCAAAUCCUAAUGUAUCUGGAAACACUGGGGAUAGCCUUCUUGAAGAAUUAAAUAGAGACGAAGAAAGCCAAGAGAACAUUGCUCCUGAAGAUGACUUUCAUAUUGAUGACAAACAAGCUUGGAUAAAUGCUUCACGCUGGGAGCCUGACCCUGUAGAAGCUGACCCCUUGAAAGGUAGUAGGAACCGAAGGAAGGUUGACAUACUUGGAAUGAUUGUGGGCAUAAUUGGUUCACAAGACCAACUUGUUAAUGAAUACCGUGUUAUGCUGGCUGAAAAGCUUCUUAACAAAUCUGAUUAUGACAUUGAUUCAGAGAUUCGUACUCUUGAACUCCUCAAGAUACAUUUUGGAGAGAACAGCAUGCAGAAAUGUGAGAUUAUGCUCAAUGAUCUGAUUGGUUCUAAGAGGACCAACACCAAUAUUAAAGCAACCAUAGCUCAGCCAUCUCAUACAGGUGGUGAGCUGGCCGAAAACAGGGUAUCCAUGGAUACUCUUGACGCUACAAUUAUCUCUUCAAAUUUUUGGCCUCCAAUCCAGUUGGAAUUGCAAUUUGAAGAUAGAGAGAUGCAGUUCAUGGUUGCUCCUCUUCAAGCGGCAAUUAUAAUGCAUUUUCAAGAUCAGAAAAGCUGGAGCUCCAAAGAUCUUGCAGCUGCAGUUGGGGUUCCAAUAGAUAUACUCAACCGGAGGAUCAAUUUUUGGACAAGCAAGGGAAUUCUUGCAGAAUCAAUUGGGGAAGACUCUGAUGACCAUGUGUUUACACUCAUGGAAGGGAUGAUUGACGCUGGCAAAAACACUGCUAAUGAUGGGAACUGUGAGGAUCUUACAGCUGGUGAUGAGGAAGGAGAGAGCUCUGUAGCCUCUGUAGAGGAUCAACUGCGCAAGGAAAUGACUGUGUAUGAGAAAUUUAUUUUGGGAAUGCUUACAAACUUUGGAAGCAUGGCUUUGGAUCGCAUUCAUAAUACUCUCAAGAUGUUCUGCAUAGCAGAUCCUACUUAUGACAAAACCCUCCAACAGCUGCAAAGUUUCUUAUCAGGUCUAGUUUCUGAAGAGAAGUUAGAACUAAGAGAUGGCAUGUACUUUUUAAAAAAAUAGCAAACCUGACAGACUCAAUCAGUAGGUUAUCCUCAAGUCAAAGACUGAAGUCGAACACACUAAAUGAGAUUUCCCUUCAAGUUUGGAAAGUGAAUGAAAAUAAUGUGUUCAUUCAUCCAUUGUAUUGUUUCAAGGUCAAGAUGCAGAAGCAUUGCCAAUGUAUAGGAGAGAUUGGUAAAUAUUGCAGAUUACUUGUAGUGAGAUGGAGAGGUUUAUGGAAGGUUUGCAUGAACCAGUAGUGGAGAGAAAUCAUUUUUCAAUGUACUUAUAGUGAUUUACUAGUCGGUAGACAUGCCUGAAACUCUGGAUUGCCGGAGACUAGACCAGAAAAAAUUGCUCUAGUAAAAGAUAGUG